Bipolaris oryzae ATCC 44560 is the source of this 2244-nucleotide messenger RNA. RefSeq lists its product as uncharacterized. The transcript has a single exon. NCBI's taxonomy places the organism in Eukaryota, Fungi, Ascomycota, Dothideomycetes, Pleosporales, Pleosporaceae. Gene Ontology annotation, cellular component: mitochondrion. The coding region runs from base 1 to 2244 and encodes 747 amino acids. The record is from RefSeq and is a predicted model, not a curated record.
AUGCGACGCGCUAUCACCCAGGCCGGGACACUGCUGAACCAUGAAGCCUCGAUACCACUGUUUCUCUGUCCUGCCCUACUUAGAGCCUCCAUAACCACCGCUCGCCGCGGUCCCUCCCGAGCCAGGUCCUCGACAAACUUUUCAACGUCAAGGCCAAUAAAGGACCAAGUCCGCGCUGAUGUGCCUCUUACCGAAAACCAUGAUGCGUCCCUGCAGAAUCCACCAGCUUCAAGAUCAUUACCUCGAGCGUGCCCGGGAUGUGGUGCGCCCGCUCAGAUUUAUGAACAAAACGAAGCGGGGUAUUAUAACAUAGACAGGAAGGCAGUACGCGCAUAUCUCAAUCCAGUCGAAAAUAUACCAAAAGAUACGGCAACACAAGAAGACCAUGUCUACGAACAGGCACUCAGCAACGUCGAUCCCCAGCUGCUGGGAGAGUUGGGUAUUGCCAAAGAGGGGAAACAAAUCCCCGACAACGAUCCACCACCAACACCUGUAUGCGACCGAUGCCACAGCCUCCUCCACCAUCGCCUAGGGUCGCCCAUCCACCAUCCGACCGUCGAUGCCAUACAACAGACCAUUGCCGAAUCACCGCACCGACGUAACCACAUCUACCAUGUCGUCGACGCUGCCGACUUCCCCCUCUCCAUUGUCCCAAACCUCCAGUCCUCCUUGCGCAUUCCCAAACUGCGAACACAAAACAGGCGAGCCAAACACAAGGGCUGGGUCGCCAAUGAUCGCAUUGCAGAGGUUAGCUUCAUCAUCACAAGAGCCGAUCUCUUAGCGCCAAAAAAGGAACAAGUCGAUGCACUCAUGCCGUAUAUUCGAGAUGUGCUCCGUGAUGCCCUCGGCCGUCAGAAUGCGAGUGCGCGUCUAGGUAAUGUACGCCUCGUCAGUGCAAAGCGGGGAUGGUGGACCAAGCAAGUCAAAGAAGACAUAUGGGAUCGCGGAGGCGCAGGCUGGAUGGUCGGCAAGGUCAACGUGGGAAAAUCAAAUCUCUUCGAGGCCGUCUUCCCUAAAGGACGGGGGGCAGACUAUCAGGAUGUGCGCAAGAUCCGGAGCGCGGCAGAACGAGAAGCAAUGCUUCAAAACGCAAAGACACUGGAUGAGCUUGUGCAGGUCCAGCGGCAACUCGCUGAAGAGGACGCUGAGACGGAGCGUUUGAAAAAUAAGCCGCAAGAACAUCUUCACCAACCUCCCGAAGAGCUUGAAGAAACGCCAGAAGAAGAUAUUGACGACCCGGACGCCCUCCUUCCCCCGCCCCAACCAUUCACACCCUAUCCCGUUCUCCCGAUUGCCUCUUCGCUGCCUGGAACGACUGCGUCUCCGAUUCGCAUACCCUUUGGGCAGAACAGAGGUGAACUUAUCGACCUUCCGGGUCUUGCACGCACAACUCCUGGGCUAGAGACUUUUGUUCAACCCUCAGCACAGGACGACCUUGUAAUGAAGAACCGUAUCAAUUCGGAACGCUACACCCUCAAGCCGGGCCAAUCUCUAAUACUCGGCGGUGGCUUGAUACGAAUCACUCCCGUAACCCAGGACCUUGUCUUCCUCGUAUACCCCUUUGUACCCAUUCACCCACAUGUUACACGCACCGAAAAAGCAGAAGAAUACCAGGCCCAAACCUCCGAACGCCAACUCCAAACACCACCCAUUCUCGCCCCAAACGUCGGUUCCAAAAUGCACUCUGCAGGCAAAUUCCAACUCAAAUGGGACGUAACCAAAAAAAUCGCCGGCCCCGUAACCUCGCCCGUCGCCGGCAAAAUGAAGCCCGAAAACCUCCCCUUCAGCAUCUGGGGCACAGACAUCCUCAUCGAGGGUGUUGGCUGGGUCGAAGUCUCGGCGCAGACACGCAGGCCGCAGGGCUGGUCUCCCCCAGGUAUGGUCAAGAAAGAUCCCAACCAAGCUCGACUGGACCGCCAAGCCAAACUCCAAGCUGAAGCCGAUCGCAAGCAGCGCAAAUUCGAUGCUAUUGCGCGUGCAGAGCGUGAGGGCAGGGAUCCCGAGGAAGUUCUUGAAGAAGAAUUCUACGAGGACAAGAAGAGGGAGUUGAUGGAGCAGUGGGAGGAGGACUAUCCUGAAAUUGAAGUUUUCUCCCCGCUGGGCAAGUUUGUGGGACAACGGCGGCCCAUGUGUGCUAGCACCGUGAGUGGGCCGAAGCAGAUUUCUAGUAGGGAGAGGAAACAACGGCCGAGACGGAGUAUGGUUAGUGUUAAGCGGCAGAGGAAGCCAAAGGGCGUAGACUAA